Molecule: messenger RNA, 1932 nt
Organism: Caenorhabditis bovis
Lineage: Eukaryota; Metazoa; Nematoda; Chromadorea; Rhabditida; Rhabditidae
Source: the annotation of a GenBank genome assembly
AUGUCCUUCAACACCAAUCAGGUGCAAAUCGUCAAGGCAAUUGUCAACGGCGGCAUGGAUAUGCAGGACAGGAUGGUGAAGAAAAUUUUUGAGAAUGUCGACGUCGAAAAAUGCUUGAAUGCAAGCUUGAAAACAGACAAUUUCAUUGUUCGAAACAUUAGUGAGACGCCGGCGAUGACGGACGCGGAAUUCUGCAAGGCUCUGCAUGAUAUCACACCCCUCGGCAGAAGAUUGAUAAACGAAGAAGGCGAUAGUAAAGCGAUGUCGGACUUUCCAUUAAAAUUUAAUCUGCUCGCGCCAUUGAAGGUCAAGGAGGACAAAGUCAACGGAGCAUUGAUCGUGGAUAUGGCGGCGAAACGCUGUCAGACAAAAAGACAAAACGAAGUUUUCGUGGAGAAUGCGAGUCCGCCGGACCCACCGCGAGUUCCCAAAGAGAAGCCGGAUGCAGCACCGUUGUCAUUGUUUCUGCCAACACCGCUUCUUAUUUGCAAAGAUGCGUCCGAUGCGAAUUCCACCCAACUGCGACAAAUCUGCCAAUUAUCUGACAUUGUUGUGGUUAGAGGUCUCGUUGACAGCCUUGGAAUAGAUAUGGCAAAAUUCUCGACAAAAGCUCUCUGUGAAAAAGGCAAGACUGAUAUCUUGGAAUCGCGUCUGCAAAAGCGCAUGCCGUCUCAUUUUAAUUUCAAUGACAAUGGCAAAAUUACUUGGACUUAUGAAAGCAUUCAAGAUGAAAAAGGAUACACACUAGAAGAAUACUUUAAUUAUCAGGAAAAAAUGCUUCGAAAGGCCAUAGAAGAAGAAUACGAAAGACACUGUGGAUCUGGUAGCCAGCACGCGCAAAAUUCAGCCGGCAGAGGAGGCGAAGUCAAACGAAUGAAAUUGAAUGACGACAAUGAUAAGAAUAGUGAGAGAAAUGAAAUUGAGGAGAUUCCUGAGGCUCAUGAAGGCGAUGAGAAUGAUCACAACGAGAAAAAGGCAUUCAUCAUUGCGGCGGACGAAAUCGUAUUCGGAACCAAUUUUGACCUAUCGGACUCAUCGAAGUGGGGAGAACAAUGCGAUGAGCUCAUGAAGUUACCGGCACUGUUUCGCCAUAAAUCCGAAGAGAAUUUCCUCGCUUUUCUGCGCCAUCAUAUUCUUGGAAUGAACCGCGUUCAGAUGUACAUCAAGAUCCCCGGAUCGCGUACGCCGGCGCAUCAGGAGAACAAUAAUAUGGCAUCGGUCAAUUUGAACGUCGGCCCCGGCGACUGCGAAUGGUUCGCUGUCCCUUACAAGUACUGGGGACCAAUUAUGAGAUUGUGCACCAAGAACAGAAUCAAUUUUCGCGAGGGAGCGUAUUGGCCGUGCCUUGAAGACUUGCAAAAUGCCAGAAUCCCAAUUUACCGAUUCACACAAAAGGCCGGAGAUCUCGUCUUCCUAAACGGUGGCUGCAUACAUUGGGUCCAGGCCACCGGCUGGUGCAACAACGUUAGCUGGAAUAUCGGCCCGAUGAAUAUUUUCCAGCUUCGCACGUCACUCAUCAGCUAUGAGUUUAAUAAAACAGUGAAUUUCCAAUCGCUUGUCCCAAUGCAAGCUUUAGCUUGGGAGCUAGCUGACAAGUUCGAAUUCUCGAAUCAUCAGCUGUUCGUCGAAGUUCGCUCCAUUCUCAUAAAAUCAUUGGCAUUUGCCAAGAUGACUCGGGAUUAUGCGGUUUCUCAUAAUAUCAAAAUCAAAAAAGAUGAUCGUCCAAGUGAUUGCUUCAGUGUUUGGUGCACGUAUUGCAAUCAGGAAUCAUUCAAUUUCUCGUUCAUCCCGAAAGCUUCAAAGGAGACCUCAACGGAAGCAUGCGUCUUUUGCGCAAAGAGUAAAGGAAUUGAGAAAUUUGUUCUGUACGAGCAACUUCGCAUCAAUGAUCUUAAGGGAAAAUUUGACGGCAUAAAAUUUACCUCCAACUAA